Salvia splendens (bonfire salvia) is the source of this 1984-nucleotide messenger RNA. RefSeq names its product protein SENSITIVITY TO RED LIGHT REDUCED 1. Gene Ontology annotation, cellular component: nucleus; cytoplasm. The record is from RefSeq and is a predicted model, not a curated record. Bases 1067 to 1909 code for a protein of 280 amino acids. NCBI's taxonomy places the organism in Eukaryota, Viridiplantae, Streptophyta, Magnoliopsida, Lamiales, Lamiaceae. The transcript is spliced from 2 exons.
UUAAAUUGAUUUAUAAGAGCAAAUAUUUGCCCUCGAAAUUGGGGAUUGAUAUCUUAUUUAUGGAAUACUGAGUGACAAUUGAAGUUGAGUUCUUCAAAUUAUAUAAGGAGUGGAGAUUGUGAUUAUAGAGUUAUGUUAAGAAUAAAUGUAUCUAUUCCAACUAUGUUGCUAACUGUCUACUUGAUGAGCCAUGAGUUUUAGAUGUUUAUAUCUGAUCCUAAUGUUAUAAGUCUAUAUGAGGCUUGUUUGUUUUCGAAGUAGCCAUGGUGUAAAAAGAUGUGAUCUAGUGAAUUUUUGGAUUUUGUGCAAAGUUAGGCAUAUAGAGAAUCUAGAGAUAUAAGUAUCUUCAUGUUUGUUUUGUUGUCACGACGGAUUGGAAGUGUGAGGAAAAUGAUGAUAUUGGAAGUGGAUGGUUAGGAGUAAAUUUUGGCUCUUGAAGCUUCUGUUUUGAGAUAUUCUUGCAUUCUGGUUAAAGAGCAUAGGAUUUUGUUUUUAGAAUAAAGUAAUUAUUGGAAAAAAAGUAUUAAACUGAAGAGGGAUGUGUAAAAUUUGUUUGGACUCGUGAGUCGAUAUAAUAAGCUUUUGCUUUGAGAGAUUAUUGGGUUUUGCCUUUUAGAGCUAGAGUAGUGAUUGUAAAAAACUUAGUAAACAAGUAGAGACAUCUAUUUUGAAAGUUUCUUCAAGAUUGUUUUGUUGUUGUGGCGAAUUAGAGUGAAGUGUAGGUAGAGGUAAGAUGGAUUAGGAUUUAGGAGUGACGUUUGGGUCUUGAAGAGGAGUAUGCUUGAACUCAUGAAUCGAUUGAUAAGCUUCUGUUGUGAAGAUUCUUGGAUUCUUGUUGGAGAGAUUAGGAAUUUGUUUUUAGAACUAAACUAAUGAUUGGGAAAACUUAGAAGACUGAAGCUUUUAAUUUGAGUUUCGUUAGCUAUACCAAUGAUUGGGAAAAAGUUAGUGAGCACACAGAGGUGAAUAUUUUGAAAGUUUCUUCGUAGACUUCGAUUCUGUAUGUGAAGCGUUUACGUGAUCCUAUCUGGUCCUGUAUCUUCAGAAGAAACUAGUGGCUGCAACAAUGGAUGAUGCUUUGCCAAAAGCUCUACCUCCCGAGAAAUCUGAUCCCUCGGAAGAUUGGACUAUUGUGUUGCCGCGGCGUGGAAAGAAGAACAGAACUGUCAACAAGUUUGUGAUCCCUAAACGGCAAAUGGAAGUGCAGUUAUGGGCACCGAUAGAUCUCGAAACUGAUCCAGAGAGAGAAUCAAAGCUGAAGCAAAAAAUGGACACUUGCAUUAAGAAAUUCGAAAACUCUGAAUUCUACAGAAAUCUACUGAGCCAAAUCCGAAAUCCUGAUAUUGUGGAUAAGUUUUCCAAAGUUUUGGGAUCAGAGGAAAAGAUGCAGAUGGUAGUUUACGGGAUUGGUAGCAUUGAAUCGUUCGAGCCUCCCCGGCUGCAACUCUGCCUCGCCAUUCUGUUGCAGAGGAGCUUCGAUUGGAUCGGAGGAAUAGAACUGUUUGACCCGAUAAUCUCCCUGACAGAAUCAAAGGUCCUGACGUCUCUAGGCUGCACUGUUCUGUCAAUCAACGAGCAAGGCCGGAGACGAGCUGUGAAGCCUACGUUUUUCUUCAUGCCACACUGUGAGGCGGAACUGUAUGACAAUCUCUUGGAAGCGAAUUGGGAGGUGGACCGGUUGAAUCGGCUGGUGAUCUUCGGGAAUAGUUUCGAGGCGUACGAGCAGCACGCGUCGCUGUGCAAGAGCUCGGCCGUAACGAGCUCAAGGAAGCAUGUGUUGGCUAUUAGGAGCUUCGCUGAAGAGUUGGGAGUCGAUACUUUUUCCGAUGAUUCGUUUCGAGCAUUUCAUGGUACGAGUUGGCAUUUUUUUGGCCCUUCUGCUGAAGCAGAUUUGCAAAUUAUUUUGUGAAUGUGUAUUAAGUUAAUCCAUUUAUAUUUAAAUAUAAACUGCUAAUAUAUAAAAGUGAGAUUUAUAUUCUAUUAA